This is a messenger RNA of Diospyros lotus (date-plum), 1375 nucleotides long. Its product is annotated as E3 ubiquitin-protein ligase AIRP2. The transcript is spliced from 5 exons. Gene Ontology annotation, biological process: protein ubiquitination. Lineage: Eukaryota; Viridiplantae; Streptophyta; Magnoliopsida; Ericales; Ebenaceae. Gene Ontology annotation, cellular component: cytosol. The coding region runs from base 468 to 1160 and encodes 230 amino acids. Gene Ontology annotation, molecular function: ubiquitin protein ligase activity. The record is from RefSeq and is a predicted model, not a curated record.
CGAGGGGAGGGGAAGAAGCUACCGCAGAGGCGUGCGGUCCAAGCGAACCAACGUAGCAGAGAGAGAAAGAACUUCUCCUUCAAACGCAACCUCUCUCUCUGUCUUCUCUCUCUAGCCGGAACCUUGUGCUAUUAGAGAGAGAGAGAGAGAGAGAGAGAAAGCCAAAGUUUCUAAAACCUUCCACUGUUUCUUUCACUCUUUUUUUUGCCUGUAUGUAUUCCGUUUGAAAAGACCGGUGCUGCGGCAGGCGAUUUCCUGGGUUUUGGCUGACGGCUUCUGUUGUGGGUUUUUGCUUCUUCUUGUUGGGUAUGAAGGAUUUUUGGGUCUUGAAACAGAGAGAGGGGGGGAAUAGUCUCAGGGGUUUGUUGAAUUGAUUUUGUCGGAUGGUAAACUGGGCACGGAGAAAAGAGGGGUCAUGAAGAAAUCCUUCAAAGACUCGCUUAAAGCUCUUGAAGCCGAUAUCCAGCAUGCCAAUACCCUUCUUUGCCUGUGAGAACAGGGCAUCUGACUAUCCAACAGAUUACGGCGCCUGCCUUCAGAUGAGAUUAUCCUACAGUCCCUGUGCUCACAUUUUCCUCUUUCUUGUCCAGUGGACUGAUUGUCACCUGGCUGGUGCCCUUGGACUGCUUAGAAUUCUUAUUUAUAAGGCUUAUGAAGAUGGCAAGACCACCAUGUCUAUCCAUGAAAGGAAAGCUAGUUUAAGAGAGUUUUAUGGUGUUAUAUUUCCCUCUUUAUUGCAACUUCAAAGAGGAAUCACCGAUGUUGAAGAAAUGAAACAGAGAACUAUCUGUGCAACCAAGUACAGAAGAAGAGAUGAGAUGAACAAGGGUAAGCUUUCUGAAAUUGAUAUAGAGAAAGAAGAAGAAUGUGGCAUUUGCAUGGAGAUAGACAGCAAGGUUGUCUUGCCCAAAUGCAAUCACUCUAUGUGCAUGAAAUGCUACAGAAAUUGGCGAACUCGGUCUGAGUCGUGCCCAUUCUGUCGGGAUAGUCUCAAAAGGGUAAAUUCAGGUGAUCUUUGGAUCUACACCAGCAGCUGUGAUGUUGCGGAGUGGUCUACAAUUGCAAAGGAGAAUGUGAAGAGGCUUAUAGUAUACGUUGAGAAGUUGCCUAUCAUUCGCCCUGAUCCAACGCUCAUCUCUAAUGAGCCUCCCUUUUGGUGACUGACUCUCUUGGAAGAGCUGGAACAUUUUGUGCAUAAAUGAUCAGAUCAGCUGUAUAAAAAGGUUUCUGUUGGUUAUUUGAUUGGUCAUUCAUUAGUCAAGACUGUAUAUAUAUUGCCCAUUUGCUACUUUUAGCAAGCUCCAACAUAGUGUUUGGAACUAUUUAUUUAUUUCAUUUGAAUUAUAGUAUACAAUUCAUUGUUACCACAACUUCA